Messenger RNA from Protopterus annectens (West African lungfish), 8755 nucleotides. It is a transcript of the gene UTP20, whose product is annotated as UTP20 small subunit processome component. The record is from RefSeq and is a predicted model, not a curated record. Gene Ontology annotation, cellular component: 90S preribosome; nucleolus; small-subunit processome. Lineage: Eukaryota; Metazoa; Chordata; Ceratodontiformes; Protopteridae.
AGAAACGUAAUUUCCCAUGAUCCUCUUUUCAACAUGGCUGCCUCCACAAACUAGCAACAUGAGUUUGUUUCUAUGGGAAAUACUUCAGUUAUUAGGGUCCUUAAUAAAACUGCAUCAUAACUGAACCCAGGGAUUAUUCAGUAGUGACUGAAAAUAUUUCUUAGACAAACAAUGAAGUCAAAGUCUUCUUAUCACCGGUCCGCAAACACUUUUCGGUUUCUCACUUUUUCUGAACGACUCGCCAAUGUGAAUAUUGAUAUAAUUCAUCGAAUUGACAGGACAGGAAGCUACUCAGAGGAAGUUGAAACAUAUUUUUUUGAAGGACUGCAGAAAUGGAGAGAGCUGAAUCUCACUGAACAUUUUGUGACUUUUUGCAAGGAGGUAUCUUCCAAAUGCCAGUCCUUCAACCAGCUUGUCUAUCACCAAGGUGCCAUUGUACAGAGUCUGAAAACACAUCUGCAAGUCAAAAACAGCCUUGCUUAUCAACCCCUUUUGGACCUUGUUGUGCAGCUAGCAAGAGAUCUACAGACUGACUUCUACCCACAUUUCCAUGAAUUUCUUGUGAUCAUUAUCUCUCUGUUGGAAACCCAGGAUACAGAGUUGCUGGAAUGGGCAUUUACUUCCCUCUCUUAUCUGUAUAAGUACCUUUGGAGACUAAUGGUGAAGGACAUUGCCCAAGUGUAUAGCUUGUACAGCAGUUUAUUGGCCCAUGGCAAGACACACAUUAGGAAUUUUGCAGCAGAAAGUUUUGCAUUCUUGAUGAGAAAGGUUUCUGACCAGGAUACACUUUUUAAUUUGAUAUUUGCUGACCUGGAGGAACACAAGGAGAAAGCAGAAGGCUUGGGACAGCUACUCUUUGAGAUGUGCAAAGGUGUGAGGAAUACAUUCCACUCCUAUGCCACCACGGCUCUGCCCACAGUUUUACAGAAACUAGGUCCUAUUACAGAGACUGAAGCAGUGCUACCCUGGGAUACUGUGGGUGAGGCUGUAAAACACAUGCUGAAGUCUGCUGUAUCCUACAUUCACAAGGAGAACAUUUUUAUUCUUUGGAGCUGUUUGCAGAAAUCUCUUCUGUUUUUGUGUGAGAAGCUGAAUGAGGGCAACCACAUUGGGUGCUGCCAAGAGAUUGAAAGGCUGUUGCAGGCAUUUCAUAUUUUGAUUGCACAUUCACAAGGGUUGAAGGUUAGCCAUCCAGAUGAAGUUUGUAAGACAGUUGUUAGAGUACUUCAUAACCCUUUGCUGUCAGCACAUUGCCAUGAGACACUUCUGCAGGUGAUGUCUGCUUUGUUACUUGCUGAACAUAUUUCCUUGUCAGAUGCAUUGAUGGAAGAAACCAUCCAGAAGGUUUUCAAAAGCACUUCUGAAAGACAUUUGAUAUUGCGUUUCUCUGAAAUGAUGUUCAACAUGAAAAAGUUUGAGAAGCUUUUCCUUCCUAGUUUACUCCAGUUCUUGGAGCAGUGCUUCGAAAUGGAUGAUGAUGUAGCCAGAAUGGAAGCUUUAAUGAUGUUAGCUAAACUGAUUAUUGUCAAAGCAGAACCUCCCAGUAUAGGAUUUAUGCCUUUUGAGAAGUACCCUUGCCAUUUUACAGGACAUUGUGGAAUGGUUAACAGCAGGAAUGCACAGACUGAAAAACAAAGCCAAGAAGCUCAUUUAACAGUGUUGGAUUACAUAUUAUCUUUAAUUAAAUUCCAGAAGGAAGAAGUUGAUCCAGAUCUGUCUGUGAUAUGGGCUGCUCUUGUUGUCCUUCCUCAUAUUCGACCCAUGGAAAAAGAAAAGGUGCUGCCAUUGGUUACAUUAUUGAUUGAUGCACUACUUGGAGCCAUUGAAGAAGGAAGACUUUCCACAGGAGGAUUGUUUGUGGCACGUCAAGCUGUCAGUACUCUGCUGCAUUUAGAUGAGACCAGCAAUGUCAUAAACUUGUUGCCCGUGGACCGUGUUAAGAACAUAGUGAGACACUUCCCAGCAGAUCCUUCUGCUCUUCUCCUUGCUGAUUUGUUUUACACCAGGCUUGCUUUUUGUGGCUGCAAAGACCAACUAAGACAAGAGUGCCUGAUUGAACUGUUUGACAAGCUGCAGCCAAAUAUUUCAACAAAUGUGUCAAAGGUUCGACUUUUGACAUUGAGGCUUCUUAAUCACUUUGAAGUGGAGCUUUUGAGAACAUCAGAGGAUGAUGAAGUGAUGGGAUCGAAGUCGGUGUUUGAUGUCAUGCUACAAGCUGAAUUAGUAGCCACAACCAUCCAUGACUACAGGGAGAAGCUGCUUCAUCUGAGGAAACUGAGGCAUGAUGUAGUUCAGCCUUUAAUACCUGGGGCACGUUUUGUGGAGGUUCCACUUCGAUAUUUACUUGCAAUGUUGUACAUAAACUUCAGUCAUCUUUGGGAUCCUGUUAUUGAACUUAUUAUAUCAUUUGCAAAUGAAAUGAAUAAUAAAGCAUUCUGGAAUGUGUACUAUGAACAUUUAGAAAAAGCGGCUUGCUUAGCAGAGAAAGAGCUGCGAGAUGAACAAGAGGAGGAGCUGAGCAGUUCUAAUCUAGAAGAUUCAGAAAGAGGCAAAAGAGAUGUGACUACAUUGUACUUUCAACACCUAAAGCUUGCAGUUGAUAUCAGUGAAAGAACCGAUUUCAGCAACUUUAGAUUCCUGUUGUGGAAAGCAAUGGCACAGUUCCCUGAAAGAGUAGAGCCGAGGUCACGGGAGCUGUCCCCCCUUUUUCUGAGAUUUAUUCACAAUGAGUACUACUGCAGUGAUUUAUUGGUAGCGCCAAGCCAGGAUCUAAGAAAGAAAAGUAGUGUAGAGCCAAUGGAAGAUGCAGAAGAAGAUGCAACAAUGAAGGAGGAAGAGGAAGAAUCUGGAAACACUGUAGAAUCAAACAAUCUGAGGAAAAAGAAACCUCGAAGAGCUGCAGCUAAACAGCUAAUCAGCCACUUACAAGUUUUUUCUAAGUUUGCAAACCCAAGAGCGUUGUAUCUUGAACCAAAAUUGAAAGAACUGUACACUCAGCUGCUGUGUCACCAGGACCAUGAAGUACAGAAAGUCGCUUUAGAAUGUAUUAUGUCUUACAAACAUCCACACUUGCUUCCGUAUAAGGAAAACCUGCAGAGGUUGCUGGAUGACAAGCAUUUUAAAGAUGAGAUUGUUCAUUUCAAUAUUUCUGAAGAUGUUGCAGUAGUAAAGAAUCAGCACAGGUCUGAUCUGAUCCCUAUUCUGAUGAGGAUUCUUUAUGGCCGCAUGAGAAGCAGUACUGGCAGCAAAAGUCAGGGCAAGUCUGCAGCAAGAGCACGUCUGUCCAUUGUGUUAAGAUUCCUUGCAGGUUCUCUUCCAGAGGAGCUACGACUGUUCAUCAACUUCAUGUUUGAACCAGUGCAAAAUUUAUGUAGUGGAACAUGCCUGUCUGCUACAUUGAAAGCAACAGAGGAACUAAAUUUAUCAAAUAUCCUUCCACUUGGGCAGCAGCAUGGCAUCCUGAACUGCAUUGAAGUUGUUAUGAAUAAACUGGGGCACUUAAUCAUUCAGUAUCUGCCAGAGAUUUUUCAGAUCCUGGUCUGCAUGGUGGCGUCUGUAAUACAUAUUCUUCAGCAGAGAGAUAAGAUCCAACCAAAAAGUAUCAACCCUCUGAAAAAUUUGAGACGCUUGGGAAUGUCACUUAUUACAGAAUUCUUCACAAAUUUUGAAUCAUUUCCAUUUACAGCUGAACAAACAGAUGCCUUAUUUCAUGCUGUAGUGUGGCCACAGAUCACUAAACUUGCUGUGGAGAGUCAGCAAGCACCUACUCCUCUGCUGAAGUUAAUCCAGGAGUGGAGCAAGAACUCCAGGUAUUUUCCUCUUCUUGCCAAGAAGAAUCCUGAAAAUCCAGAGUAUGAUAUUCUGACAAACGUGUUUGCAUUGCUUUCCACAAAAAGUCUGUCUGUAGUCACAGCUUCCAUUGUGAUGAACAUUGCAGAUAACCUCUUUACUUUUCUUGAUUUUGAGGCUUCUGAGAAUAUUCCGAUCCUUUUAGUAAAUGACUGUGUGUUCCCUGAACUUGUGGUGACUGAUGAAGAACCUGCUAGUGUUGGUACAAGACUUGUUGUGCCUCAUAUUUCAGCCAUUCUUUGCUACCUGAAUAAAGGACUGGGAAAUAAAGAACAGAUGAAGAAUAAAAAAUUCAAAGCCCAAGUUAACAAGGAUCUCAGUAUUCUGUCAAAGAUAAGUAAAUUUGUGCAGGACAAACAACAAAGCACAACUCUUAUUGGCCUCCUGUUGCCCUACCUCCAGAAGUGCAAUAUUACUCAGGAUACUGAGGUCAAUAUCCUAGAAACUGUGCAGAACCUGCUGAAGAGCUGUUUGAAUGCCAGAGAAUUCCUGAAACCACUAUCAAGGCUGUUUUCAGUGACCCAGAAUAAGCUAUCACGUCAGACCCUUUGUAGAGUUUUCCAGACCUUGUCUGAGUUACACCAGGAACUGAAGUACAUCACUGAUGUGGUAAUUCAGAUGAAUGCUUUUGACCAGCGACACCUUGAUGACAUCAACUUUGAUGAGCGUUUGUCAGCUUUCCAAUGUGUUGCCUCGUACAUUAAACAGAUGAAGACUCUGGACACUAAUUAUCUUAUUCCUAUUAUGCAUAACUGCUUCUACUCCAUACAGUUAGGUGAAGUAACUUUAAGCGACAGCUCCAUUGUGUGUUUGACAACUACAAUUAGUCAGCUCUCUGUAAUAGACCAUACAGAGGAGGAAUUUAGAGAACUAAUGCAGCGAACACUACUGAAUGCCCUAAGAAAAGGACUGAAGAGCAAAACUGAGAGUGUUCAGCAAGACUACACAACCCUGCUUUCUUUCCUGAUUCGAACUUUUCCUGAACACGUAGAGUUUCAAGACCUUGUUCAGCUUACUGAUUAUAAUGAUCCAGAAGUGGAUUUCUUUGAAAAUAUGAAGCAUAUUCAGAUCCACAGAAGAGCUCGAGCACUGAAAAAGAUAGCUAAGCAGCUUGUAGAAGGUAAAAUUGUGCUGUCCUCCAAAUCUCUGCAGAACUACAUAAUGCCAUAUGCCAUUACCACAUUGUUUGAUGAAAAAAUGCAGAAGCAUGAGAACAUGAUAACUGCAUCUGUGGAAGUUGUAGGGGCUGCAUGCAGGCAUCUUUGCUGGUCUGCUUACCUUUUCCACCUCAGGUACUUUCUACAUGUUCUGCAGACUUCACAGAUGAACCAGAAGUUGGCUGUCAGUUUGUUGGUGACUGUUCUGGAUAAUUUCCACUUUGACCGUGAAACACUUAGAAAAGAACUUGAAGCAGUUGAAGGAAAAGAUCAUGCGGAUUUAACAGAUGUGGACCAGGAAGCAGAAGAUGAAGUGAUGGAGGUUGAUGACAGUGACACAGAGGAUAACAAAGAAAAGGAAAAUGGCCAGAAUGAUGCAGAGAUGUCUUGUAGUGCAGAAGUUCAGAUAGAGCCUGUGACAAAUGGAGAAAGUUUACCUGUUGCUGCAGUACAAAAAUCCAUCUCUUCUCUACCAACUAACAAAGAGGAGUUGGAGAUGCUGAUUCUACACAUCCAGCAGACCGUGACCAAUAACAUCUUACCGAAGUUGCACAAGAGUCUGAAUGCUAAGGUUAAGAGAGAUGAUGAACACAAGCUUGUAAAAUCCAAGGCUAUCAAUGAUGAUGAAGUGAUCCGCGUUCCCAUUGCUUUUGCAGUGGUGAAAUUAAUGCAGUCCCUGACCAUGGAAGCUAUGGAGUCAAAUCUUCCAAGCAUUCUUUUGAAAGUCUGCUUGCUACUGAGGAACAGGAUUCAAGAAAUAAGAGACAUUGCUCGUAACACCCUUAUUAAAAUAGUUGAGACACUGGGUCCACAUUAUCUGAAGUACAUUUUAAAUGAAAUGCAGUCUGCUCUGGUCAAAGGAUAUCAGGUUCAUGUGUUGACAUUUACUGUUCAUCUCCUGUUGAAAAGUCUCAUUGGAAGAAUGAAGAGUGGAGAUUUGGACUCCUGCUUACAUAUUUUGAUUGGGAUAUUGGAAAGCACAACUAGCCUAAAAGUAUCUCGUAAGGUGCAUGAGACUUUACGACGCAUUGUGUCUGGAUUACUGCUGAAUACUUUGAUGACAAUAGAGUCUAUCCUACUUCUUAGUCAUGGCCUGAUCAGUGAAAGUCUUCCACUGCUGACACAAAAGACAAAAGGUAAAGAAUUAUUAGCUUCACAGAACGUAUCCCAUUUGCAACGUCAGAGCUGUCUUUUACUACCUCCAACUCCAACUCGAGAAGGACAUAAAGCACCUGUUAGUAGCAAGACCAACAUGCACAUCCUCGUUGAUACUGGACUACGGCUGCUGUACAUGAGUUUAAAGAGAUUUAAGGUUGACUCCUCAGACAAGCAUAUUCUAGAAAUGCUGGACCCAUUUGUACAGCUUCUGAUCGACUGUCUACAUUCUGUGCAUGUGAAGGUUAUCACAGGUGCUCUACAGUCCUUUAUCUGGGUGCUGAAGUUUCCUCUUCCUUCGUUGGAGGCCAACAUUGAAAGACUAACAAAACAGUUAUUUUUACUUUUGAAGAAUUAUGCCAAGGCUGGAGCAGGCAAAGGGGAAAACUUCAACCUCGUUGUGAACUGUUUCAAAUCAAUUACUUUGUUGGUCAGGAAUGCAACCUAUCACACAAUCACAGAUAAGCAGUUACAGGUGCUUCUGGGAUAUGCUGAGGAGGAUAUCUAUGAUACAUCAAGACAGGCUACUGCUUUUGGUCUCUUAAAGGCAAUUUUAUCCAGAAAACUAAUAGUUCCAGAAAUGGAUGAUGUCAUGCAGAAAGUGGCCAGGUUUGCAGUAACUGCCCAGAGUGAGCCAGUUAGAGUCCAGUGUCGGCAGAUUUACUUGAAGUUUAUACUGGAUUAUCCUCUUGGUGAAAAACUGAAAUUCCAUCUGGAGUUCAUAAUUUCUCAGCUAAGUUAUGAAUAUGAAACUGGAAGGGAAUCUGCUCUGGAGAUGAUGGCCUACAUAUUUCAGACUUUCCCUCAGGACUUGCUUCAUCAGCACUGUGGCCUUUUCUUUGUUCCUCUUUCACUAAGGAUGGUUAAUGAUGAUUCACCAAAAUGCAAGAAAAUGGCAGCCAUUGCAGUCAAGUCAUUGCUGAGUAAAAUCAACACUGAAAAUAAAGAUAUACUGUUUUCCUUAGUUACUACAUGGUUUAAAAGUGAAAAGAUGUCCCAUCAAAGGCUUGGAGCUGUGGUAUGUGGAUUAUUCGUUGAAGCUGAAGAAGUGACCUUUGAGAGGCGUCUUGACAACAUUUUGCCUUUAGUUGAAAGUGAAAUUAGUCCACUGAAAUUUGAAGAUCUAAAGGAAGAGGAGGAAGAAAAAGCUGCAGAUAGAUUGCUGUUCAGUAUUUUAACCUUAAUUACAAAACUGAUAAAGGAAUGUACAUUUCUACAGCUUUACAGACCUGAAGAGACUUUAACCAGUAUAUGGGAUCACAUUCAGUGCCACUUGUGGUACCCUCACUCUUGGGUAUGGCUCACCGCGUCCCAGAUAUUUGGUUUGUUAUUUGCAUCUCAUAAACCAGAGGAGCUGGUCAGGAAGUGGACUGCUUUGAAAGCUGCAAAUAAAGCUUUGCAAGAACCACCUGCAAUCAUGUUUUUAUUGCAGGAAUUACCUAAACAGAUGAGAAAACUCACUUUGGCCUUUUGCCACCAGCUGCAGUCCAGAUUCCUUGAUCAGUCACUAGGCGAGCAGAUCAUAAAGAAUCUGUUGUUUGUGGCUAAGGUCAUUUAUCUUCUGGUUCCUGGAGCUGAAAGCAGCAAGACAGAUGGUAAAGGAGAUGAAGAGAAUGAAGAAGAAAUAAUCAGUGAACAGCUUAAUGAAUCAGACGGCAAAGGUGAAAGUGAGGUAGCAGAGGAAGAAGAAGAUGGAGACAAAUCCCCUACACUGAUGUGGAUCUUUAAGAAACUUUCUAUACUGGCCAGAAGGGAAGCAGCUCGUACACCUAAGAAUCCUUUGAAGCGAUCGUGUAUUUUUAAGUUUCUUGGAGCUAUUGCUGUUGAUCUCGGAAAGGACAGAGUGAAACCUUAUCUUUCUACAAUCAUUUCUCCAUUGCAUAGAGAGUUGAACAGUACAUAUGCUGAACAAGACCCAACACUGAAGAACCUGUCACAGGAAAUUAUCGAGCUGUUGAAGAAGUUAGUUGGCCUAGAGACAUUUGCAUUAGCUUUCUCUGCUGUGCAGAAGGAAGCCAGCCAUAAGAGGGGGAUCAGGAAACAAAAGAAGGCCAUGCAGGCAGUGGCCAAUCCUGACAUUGCUGCUAGAAAGAAACUGAAGAAACACAAGAAUAAAAUUGAAGCAAAGAAACGAAAAAUAGAGUUUCUGCGACCAGAUUACAAGGCCAAGAAGAAAAGAAGCCACAUUUCAAAGGAAUUUACAGAAGCGGAAUGAAAGCACAAUCAUUAAUUUAUCAUGAGGAGUUAUGACUUUAUGAAUUUCCAGAAACUAUUUUACCAUGCUGUGAGGGACAGUUGGACUUUUUUAAAUAAUGUAAUGCUGUGAAAUUUUCAGCUGUUUGGGGAAAUCUCAUCCACUGCAUCCUAGAAUUACAUCAAAGUGCAAGAUGCUACAGCAUCACACUCACUCUACAGAGAGGUGUGGGAGUGAUAUAUAAGAUACCACUGGAGAUGUACAGUUAUGUUUCAUUCUAAAAAAGCAGCCUUGUCAGUGCUUCAUGGUCACUGAAAUGUACCUAUGUACAGUUCAAUGUACAAAAACUUUUACCUUUUAUAAUUAAAUGUACUAUAGAAAGGUGAGUUUUGUAUAUUAA